AUGGUAGAUAUCAAUUGGUCCACGGAAUCAAGAAAAGACUAUGAUUCAGCAGGAAGAGCACGUUCUUGCAGUGAAAUUUCGACCCAAGAAUUAGAAAUGGAAGCACCUGGAGCAAGCAAUGAUUCUUCAUCUAACAUGAGCAACAAUGAGGAGAAUAAGAACGACCAACUGCUGCUUGCAGCUCAAGAGCGAUAUGGAUCUACUAUUGUUAUUGAGCAGUUUCUCAAGUUCAACCCUUCAUCAUUCGAUGGACUAUGCCAAAUUUGCAAGCCUCAUGAACCUGGGAAGGUACAUAGUACAGUUCGACAAAUGUGGUUAGAUGGUGAUGAGUUCUUAAUAUCGUCCAUGGAAGAGGUUGCAAAAAUUGCUUUACAAGGCCAGAAGGCAUUGCUUGAUAAGGACUGUGCCAAAUUUGCAAGCCUCAUGAACCUGCUAAGGCAAAUGUUUGGAGAUGAUGCCCUUGGGGCACUGAACAUAGAGAUGGUUGAAGUUGCCGGAGGGAUUGGUGCUGCAUCAAAAUUUACAGGCAGUGGAGGAGCUGUUAUUGUGUUCUGCCCUGAAGGGCCUUCACAAGUACAACUUUUGGAGGCUGCGUGCGAAAAAGCUGGUUUUGUCAUUGAACCAGUUAAAGUUAUGCCAUCUUUACUAAAAGAAUUUGAUGGAAAUCUGUCAUCAAAAUGA
Messenger RNA from Fraxinus pennsylvanica, 681 nucleotides. NCBI's taxonomy places the organism in Eukaryota, Viridiplantae, Streptophyta, Magnoliopsida, Lamiales, Oleaceae. The record is from the annotation of a GenBank genome assembly.